Messenger RNA from Saccostrea echinata, 737 nucleotides. RefSeq lists its product as uncharacterized. NCBI's taxonomy places the organism in Eukaryota, Metazoa, Mollusca, Bivalvia, Ostreida, Ostreidae. The transcript has 3 exons. Bases 92 to 541 code for a protein of 149 amino acids. Gene Ontology annotation, biological process: caveola assembly. The record is from RefSeq and is a predicted model, not a curated record.
UCUUUUAAACAAGGAAAUUACUAAGUUCUUCCGCAUCUCAAGUUUGAAAGGUCCGCCUUCCUAGACAAAGAACUGUACAGGCGCUGGCACCAUGACAGACACUCAACAGUUACUACGUGGCGUGCUUGUUGACCCAAAUGACCGUGACCCCGAUAAACAGUAUGAUUACGUAAAGGAAUAUGUAGAUUUUGAUGGCAUGUUUGCCGAGCCAGCAGAAAUGCAGUCUUGUGACAUCAUAUGGGCAUGUUCGAAACUAAUGUUUACUCGUGGGCUGCAAGCCUACGGUAACUACAGGUGUUUUUUCUGCUGUAUAUCGGCGUUUUGGGGAACAGCGUUUGCAAUUUCAUCUUAUUGUGAGAAUUUCUGGUACCGACCUACAAAGAGAUUUUGGGAGCUAAAGAAAAGGACACCCACGAUAACCAAAUCUUUCGGCUAUUGGGUAAGUUGUGCCAUAACUCUAUUGAGUGCUUGUUUCGAUUGCAGCGAUGGAAAUGAAGAGAAUACAAAGAAGAAAAGAGAUUCUGAGAUAAAAACUGUGUAAACAACAAAUUGUUCAAACCAUAAAUCAAUAGUCUAAAGUCUGAAAAAAGACAAAGUAGUGUUUAUGUGAAAUAUAUUGAUUGUGUAAUUGUAUUCCAUGGAUAAUUUGUUUUUGUUAAAAUCAAUGUGCUCGGUAACUGUACAGUCACAUAGCUGCACAUGCACACUAGCAAUUACGCAUGGGCAGAGAUUAAAUA